GUCUAGAGCGUAUACGCAAAGCAAAAAGAGCAUAUCAGAUUUUAGAAAAUAAAUGCAAAUCAAAAGGCAGAGAGGGAAAAAUGGCAUUUGAAGAUCUGGAAAGGGAAUCAGAUAAAGGUAGAGGUGGAAUGGACAUGCUUCUAAAUGCGGCCAACACUCUAAAUUAUGAAGAGAAGUUGGCUGCUGCUCAGACGAAGAGUUAAAAGAGAUUCUGCUAUUUGGAAGAUGACAAGAUUCAAAAUUUAUGGGUUUUCAUUACUCCAUUUGAUGUUGAUUUUAUACGUGUAUCUCCAAGGAACAAGACUUUAUUUGCAGCGCAUUUUUGCAUUUUGUUCAGGUCAGAGGAAUUAUUUUGGUAGGUAGUAGGUUUCAUUCGAUCUGGAUACAUUCUUCAGAGCAAAACAUGAAUCUAGAGAGCUGUAUAUUGUAGUUUGAUCUCCCCUUUAACCUUGGGACCAGAAACAGGUUCGGUGGAAACAAUCCUUCCAACAGGGAGUGCUACUUAAAUCUGUUGCUUGAUUUGUACCAUGAAUGAAAGUAAAAGGGUCUGAGAAGCCAAUGUUUCUUGGCAAGAUUGUUGUAUAAUAGAGAACUCCUAACAGGAAAGAGCUGUAUUUUUCU
This is a messenger RNA of Rubroshorea leprosula, 621 nucleotides long. The record is from the annotation of a GenBank genome assembly. Lineage: Eukaryota; Viridiplantae; Streptophyta; Magnoliopsida; Malvales; Dipterocarpaceae.